Molecule: messenger RNA, 1949 nt
Organism: Sinocyclocheilus grahami
Lineage: Eukaryota; Metazoa; Chordata; Actinopteri; Cypriniformes; Cyprinidae
Product: oxidative stress-induced growth inhibitor 2-like
Exons: 6
Coding region: 79-1854 (591 amino acids)
Biological process (GO): negative regulation of cell growth
Molecular function (GO): oxidoreductase activity; growth factor activity
Source: RefSeq, a predicted model, not a curated record
GAAAAAUAAAAUAAAAUAAAAUACAGAGAAUCUGAAGAUUUCUCGAUUGGAGUGCCAGCUCUAAUUCUGGCUGCCACUAUGCCUCUGCUGGAAGAAAGUUCUCUGCCGAGGGACUGUACUCGAACUGUGCCAGUAGUCAUCAUUGGUAAUGGUCCUUCCGGUAUAUGCUUGUCGUACCUUCUGAGUGGAUAUACUCCUUAUUUAGAUCCAAUGGCUGUGCACCCAAACCCUAUCCUGUUUCGUAAACUACAGGAAGCCAAGCAGCUUCCCAUCACUGAACAGGAUUUGGAGUUUCUUUGUGAAGGUUUAGAGGGGCGUUCAGGGAACCCUGUGGCGGUGCUCUUCGAUACACUCCUUCAUCCAAAUGCAGAUUUGGGCUUUGAGUUCCCCUCUGUACUGCAGUGGAGGCUGGAAAAGAAACAUCAUAUUCCUCAUCUGGUCUUGGGCAAAGCUACUCCUGGUGGUGCCUGGCACGCAAUGGAAGGUUCAAUGCUGACCAUUAGUCUUGGUAUAUGGAUGGAGUUACCAGGAGUCAACUACAGAGAUUUGACCCCGGGCAAAAGGAGGUCGGUGUCCAAUGAUCGAGCCACUCCAGAUGAGAUCUCUUCCUACUACAAAAAUUAUGUCAAGCUCAUGGGUCUCCAGAAGAACUUUGUGGACAAUACCUAUGUCACCUCUGUUCAAAAACUUCACCGCAGUCAUGAAAAAAGUACUGGGGAUGAAAAGAACACUGUAAAUGGUCAGCUGAAUGGUGUGAAAAAUGGGUUAGAUUAUUGCAAUAAGAACAGAACUGAGAACAGUCAGAAUGGACUGGUAAAUGGGUUUAGCAAUGAGUUACAAAAUGAAAUGGAGAAAAGCAGUAGAAGUGGUGAUACUGGGGAGGAGGAUGAAGAUAAUAGAGGCAAAGAAGGAGUGAGAGAGAGUAUUGGGUUUUCCCAAGGAAAUUCACAGGGACUCUGGGAGGUCAGGGGCUACCAGCAGCUCCAAGGUGACACUCAUGUCCCUUUCAGCUUAUUUGCAGAGAAUGUUGUCUUAGCAACAGGGGCAGCGGAUUCUCCAGCUCGAUUGGGAGUAGAGGGGGAGGAUCUCCCUUAUGUGUUCCACAGCGUACGUGACCUUGGGGUGGCUGUCAGCUGUCACAGCAACCUGAGCUCUUCCCCUGACCCUGUUCUGGUAGUGGGGGCGGGGCUUAGCGCAGCCGAUGCAGUGCUGUGUGCCUUGAACCAUAGGGUCUCUGUGUUGCAUGCAUUCCGUAAGCGUGCUGAUGACCCAGGUCUCAUCUUCAAACAGUUGCCAAAGACACUUUACCCUGAAUAUCACAGGGUCUACCACAUGAUGUGUUCCCAAGUUUACCCAGCAUCCCCUGUUGCCAAUCCCACAGCUCCUAGUCCAUCUUUGUUCCCUGACUACACCAGCUUCCCUGAGCACUGUGUGCUCUCCUUCCAGCCUGACAUGCACUGCGUGAUGAGGGGAUCCAAUGGUGUCCUUAGAGUCUUCAAAGUCUCUAUGGUGCUAGUUCUUAUCGGGACCUAUCCCAACUUGUUUUUCUUGAAGGAGCAAGGGCAAUACCUUGGCUUGGAUCCCAGCAAGCCAAUCUCCUGCAGACAGAAUCCUGUCGACAUAAACCCUUACACCUUUGAGUGUAAUGCUGACCCUGGGCUCUUUGCCAUGGGACCCCUUGUUGGUGACAACUUUGUACGUUUCUUAAAGGGUGGCGCUCUUGGCAUUGCUAGCUGUUUGCGCAAGAGACUGAAACAUAGGAUUGAGAAGAACAGGAAAUUGAUCGCCAAGGAAGGAGGGUGUGGAGGACGGGGAAGAGAAGGAAGUGGGGGCGGAGGAGGAGGAUUUGUCUAAGGCUCCAAGAGAAAGUGCUUCAUGAUGAGUCCUGGAAUACAUAAAAUUUUUAUAUGUAUGCAGUGAAUACUAAUAAAACUACAACUUUUCUACAA